CGACGGAAUUGGUGAAACUGAAUGGAGCAGUAACAUAUUCUGUUAGAAAUAUGCCCGUUUGUUCAGCUUAUAAGUGCAAGAAUCGCUCUGAUGGAUCUUAUAAAGAGGCAUACAAAAGGGGCGACUUUUCUUUUCACACCAGUCAGAGCUGGACGAUAAGGAGGCUCAGAGAGAACAAGCAGAACAACAGACAGCUCUCAGCACAGAAGGAGAAUGGGUCUCCAUCGCGAAACGGAGAUCCCUAGACGCGUCCAUUAGGUGGCAGUACUCCCAGUGUUCAAUCUGUCAUUAAACCCCACCAGAAGAACAGUUUCCGGAAAUACACAAAAUAUGUCUGUUCAACGUUUGAAAUUGCUUUGGAAUUGAACAAAACAAUGCCGGUGUGUUCAGCCUAUAAGUGCAAGAAGCGUUCAGAUAGAGAGUAUAGAGAGGCAUACAGCAGGGGCGAGUUUUCUUUUCACAAGUUCCCGCUAGCUGACGGCUUGAGAGUGAGAGAGUGGCUCCGUCGGAUGAGAUGGCAGAACUGGUGGCCGACUGGAAACUCAGUCCUGUGCUCGGAUCAUUUUGAGAAGGAUUGCUUUGAGCAAGUGGGCAGUCACAAACGACUGCGCAAGAACGCUGUCCCGACUAUCUUUAACUUCCCAAAACAUCUGCAGUGGAAGGUGCCAGCUGUCAAGAGACGAUCUCUGAAUCGUAAGCCGGUUGAAGUGCCUAUCAAACCAAAGCCAACCACAGUAUCAGCACCAGUAACACCGCGGCUCGAGGGGAAGUUUGUUCGUGUGUCUGUGGAUGCUGAUGGCUCCAGCCUUGGCCCCUUGCACGCUGGCAGCUUCCAUGAUGACUACUGCAAACCACAGAGCUUUCACUGGAUGAAGCUUUCAGAGGGUGAUGAUGAGGCUGAUGAUGAAGAAGAUGAUGAUGAUGAUGAUGCUAGUGAUCCUGGAAAUGAUGAUGAUGAUGAUGCACCUCUUGAAACACCUGAAAAUCCAAACUCUCCGUUUAUCCGGGUGACAGAGAGAUGGCAGUGGCUGAGUAUAGAUGUAACAGGGCCUUUUCAAGAAAGCAAAGGCCCCUAUAGCCACAUCGUGGUCAUCUGUGAUUAUUACACCAAGUGGAUUGAAAUCUUUCCAUCAGAAAAGCCUAAUUCUGAUUCCAUUGCCCUGCUUAUGUGUGAUGCUGUUUCCCGCUACGGGUUUCCUCUGGGAUUCCUCACACCUUGGGGUGCUAGAGGGAUUCAGGUCCGAACGGUUAACAGAGCACUCAAUAAUAUUCUGAUGAUAAAGGACCUCUCCCUCGUCUCUCGGCAUCACCAGGCGUCGCAGCUUGAACCCCACACACAAUACCACAUUGUUAAUAUGGUGGAAGGUCUGGUGAAGAAGUAUCCAGAUAGUUGGCAUGUUCAUUUGCCUGUCAGCGUGCUGCGCUUCAACUGCAGUGUGCACCCAGAAACCAAACACAGACCUCUGUCACUCCAUCGCAGUGAGGGAACUAAACCUUACACAUCACCCAGAGAUCAGCCACUCAGUGAAGAUGACCUCGCAAAAUACACCUUCAAAAUCCAGAAACCAAACCCUUUAAAGGAAAUCGAGGCUCUGAAACGAAUAUUCCGAGAAUCAGCAGACUGCAUUGUCAUUUCAUAAAACACAAAAGCAGUGUGUCUGCUGUAACCGGUGUGUGGCUUCAAACUAAGGGUCCAGUGAAGAAGAGGCACAGUACACACCGCUUGGGCGAAGGAUGAAAAAUAAUGAGCUGUUAAAGUCAGACUGAGAGAGAAACCCGGACUGAGAUCUUUUUUGUGAUUUUCAUAUUGAAAUAGUUGGCAGCAUUGUGAAUACAUACCAUUAAAAGGUAUUAAAGAGAGUAGUACAAGCUGUAAAUGAAAAUAGUUGGAACGGAGUGGGAAAGACAUGGUUUUCUUUAGUCAUUUGUAGUAUUUGUAAAUAACGAUGCAAGCAGAUUGAGCCAGCAAGAGAGAAUCUAAUGUUAAUAAAUCCACAAAUACUCCUGUGAGUUGCAGGCAAUCCUAAAGGAUAUUGUGGAAGCCUGAAAUGAAGUGUGCAUGAUUGUUGUUGUUUUCUUUUCAGAUAAACCUUUUAUAAUGUUGCCUCAACAUCGAAGCCCUUACGAAAAUUAGCCAUGGUUUAAAAAAAAAAAAAAAAAUUGUAGAUAAACUGUGGAUUUGCUACACUAAUCAUAGUUUAACCAUGGUAUUUGUAGUAAAACUCUGGUUCUACAAAUGCUAAUAAACCAACAACAACAACAACAAAAAAAGUAAACAUGUUUACUACACUUUUACUAUAGCAAAACCAUGAUUAAUUUUGUGAGAGAGUUUAUUCUGUCAAGUCUUGCUCAGAAUAAACUGUGUAUACUCCUGAUGACGUCAUGUCUUUGUGCAUUUCGUAUCUGUAUUUGUGUGACCGGUCAUUUUUUAUCAAAUGAAUAAAUAAGCUUUCAAUUGA
Carassius auratus (goldfish) is the source of this 2459-nucleotide messenger RNA. RefSeq lists its product as uncharacterized. The record is from RefSeq and is a predicted model, not a curated record. NCBI's taxonomy places the organism in Eukaryota, Metazoa, Chordata, Actinopteri, Cypriniformes, Cyprinidae. Gene Ontology annotation, cellular component: nucleus. Bases 375 to 1640 code for a protein of 421 amino acids. Gene Ontology annotation, biological process: regulation of transcription by RNA polymerase II. Gene Ontology annotation, molecular function: RNA polymerase II cis-regulatory region sequence-specific DNA binding; DNA-binding transcription factor activity. The transcript is spliced from 14 exons.